AUGUUAUUGAAGGCUAGUUUUGGAGUGAAGGAUGCUUACUACUUCAUUGUUGAAUGGUAUGCCUCUGAUCUUGAUUUAUUGUGGUUAAUGAUGAAGAUGAGGAGGAGGAGGAGGAGGAACAAUAAUAAUAGUAAUAAUAGCAACAAAAUAGCCAUAAUUAAGCCUUCUAAUGAUGAUGUAUCCAUGUUUAAAAAGGCUAAGGAACUAUGCAAAAAAAAACAGUUGAGCAUCUUAGAGCAGGACAACAGAUUAUCUUCCAUUGUGUUUGGGGAUUUCCAUCUGGAUGUCACCUACUUAUCCAAUUAUCCUGUCGAAUAUUCAAGCCUUCCUGUACUAUUUGUGUGUGAGUUCUGUCUAAAGUAUUUCAAGAGUGAAGAUUUAUUAGAAGCACAUAAGACAUCAAACGCCGUUAGCCCGGAGAUGAUUUCCUGUCAUCACCAGCAGCCAGAGCAGCCCAGCAAUCCACACCAUCCUCAAUGUCCACCUGGAAAUGAAAUCUACAGAACUACCAAUAACAGAUACUCCGUCUACGAGGUCGAUCCGUGCGUCACUGCAUUGUAUACUGAGAAUUUACUCUCAUUUUCUAGGUGCUUUGUUGAGCCAGAGUUACAAAUGCUUUUUACAUCUUCAUCUUACCUCUAUUACAUUCUCACCGUCAAUGAGUACGUUCGCUGCGGUACUACUACUAAUUCUACUGCUAAUGGUGGUUGUAGUGGCUGUAGUAACGUUGUUGUUGUUGAAGAUCCUUGUAAAUGUUGUUGUGGUUCCUCUUUCUCUUCCUCUCCUUCGAAACUGGGUUGUAGGAAGAUAUCGAGAUUUGUCGGAUAUUUUGUCAGGGACAAGAGACAGGUAAAAGGCCCAAGUCUCAUAUUCAUAUUCAUCAGUCCUCCAUACAGAAGGAAAGGAUAUGCUACCAUGCUUAUCAAUCUCAGCUACAAGUUAUGCAAACUGUUAGGCACACCUGGAACUCUUAAAAGGACCUUUUCAGCACCCGUCCUCUCGGCAUUUCAGAGGUACUGGUCUUGGGCUGUACUCAACUAUUUUCAAAUGCACUCAUACGACAGCAAAAAACCCGUUGCUGUUAAAGAGAUAAGUUCAUCCCUCGGCAUUGCAUGUACAAAUGUGGUCUCCACCCUGCUAAAGCUUGGUAUUAUACCCACUAAAAUAAAGAGCAGGAGUACGUUCAUACCCAACGUCAAAUCCAUAGAUAUAAAUAGAAGAGAGAUGAUGAGGAGUGGGAAGAAGAUGAGAGGCAUUGUGUUGAGGAAUAUUGACGUCAAACAGUCCUUACUCAUGAGAGAUAAAGUGACUCCAGAGGCUAUUGAGACAUGUUGCACGCUCGGCGGCCUAGCUGAUGAAGAUGAUGGUGACGAUGGCCAUGAUGAUAUAGUGAAUCACGAUGAUGUCGUUAACAGUGCUUGCCAUCAUAAAAGUAUUGCAUCUGACUUUAAAACCGCUACAACUGUCGCAGCAGCAACAAGUUGUACAUUAGCCAAAAAUACAACUACGGCAACAAAUGUUACAAUAACAACACGAUCAACAACACAUUCAACAACAACGCAUUCAACUACAAUGCUUCAUGCAUCUGAAAAUAAGGCUGUCUCUCAUCAUAAGAUGGAGUGCAGUGACGUUAAUGAUAGCAAGAACGCUGGUUUCCAUGAUAACAACAACACGCCCCACCAUCACGUAGCAGCUCUUAAUUCAAACAACAACAACAUCAUCAACAACAACAAUAAUGAUAAUUGUACUAUAAGUGAUAGUUCUGCAAACAACAUUCAGAGUAAAAUAAAUAAUAGCAACAAUGACCCUGGUAACGACGACGACGAUGUGAAUGGUAAAUGGGACGUGAAAAAUAUUAAAGUUGAUUUCACGAGCCAACAACAUAACGUUAACUUUACCGACAGUGGACAUCAAAUAGUCUGUAGUAGUGACGAGCGUAUCAAUAAUAAUAAUAAUAAUAAUAAUAAUAAUAAUAAUCUGAAAGUAGAAAAGCAGGACGUCAAACAAUGUAUCGUCGUCACUACCAACCCUUCGUCGUCGUCGUCGUUGUUAUCACCACCAUUACCUACUGCUGCUACCACAGCUACUGCUUCUACUUCCACAUCCCCCAGCGUCAUUUCGUCAUCGUCAACUGCCUCGGUCACGUACAACAAUAAUACGGCGGUCAUACCGACUGUACCGACGAUUAAAAAAGAGUGUCGGUCGGUCGAGGUACAGACCGACGCCUACGACAGCGAAUACAGUUCGGACGAAUCCGAGGACGACGACGAUUCCGAUGACGACGAUCUCAGCGAUAGUUCGACCCGACAGAAAUUAGAAGAAACUGCUGACAAAUUAAUUCCGCCACCGACGACAAAUAUCGAAAAGCCAGUAACUGCCAAUGCUGGAGUUAAAGAAAAGGCUUAUUUUGACAGUGUCACUACUGAAAAACCUCAUUACUUUGUUGCCAGUGUCGUCAGUGCAGAUUGCAGUAACAACAGCAAUAACAACAACAAUAUCAGCAACAACAAUAAUAAUAACACCAACAACAAUAUUAAUAAUAAUAACAGCAAGAGUAAUAGUAAUAACAAUAACCAUAAUAAUAUUGAUAACGAGAAUAAUAUUAACAACAACAACGAUAGUAGCAACAACAACAAUGCUGCCGAUGAUGACGAAGACAACGAAAUGACAGAUUUCUGCGAGCAGUUGGAGGGGUUGAAUGAGAGUAAUGUGCUGGCCUACGAUGACAUGCCAAUAAUCAUGGACUACGACAUGAACAGCAACUGCAAGGAUGCUACGGAAGCUGAUAAUCAAGAGGAUGAUGAUGAUGACGACGACGAGGAGGAAGAUGACAACGAUGAUGACGUCAUCGCAGGCGGUGGUCGUUAUGAUAACAAUGUCAAUCUUAUUGGAGGUAAUGAUAGUAGUGUUAAUAGGGUUGUAAAUAGAGAUAAUAAGAUAACAGUUGAAAAUGAGAUGUCCAGGGAACAAGAGACUUAUCUUCAUCAUCAACAUCAGCAGCAGCAACAGUAUAUGAAUCAACAAUAUCAAUCAUACAACAACAACAAUCAUCCUCAACAUCAUCAUCAACAACAGCAACAACAUCUUAACAACACGCAAUCUCCGUUAGUGCCAGACUUGAACAACUACAGCAACCAACUGCCAUCUCCGGCCAAUUCCAAUGGCAUGCAAUCACCUGUUAACCAACCUCUCUCAAAUAAUCCAUCUAUCGCUAAUCCAAAAACACCUUGUGAACAACAGCAGCAACACAGACACCACCAACAACAACAACAUCAACAGCAGCAAAUAGACUACCAACUCCAACAACAACAAAUGCUGAAUAAAGUAUCAAAUGUCAAUUCGUAUCUCUCAUCCAACGAUCACAACAACAACAUGUCAUCGUCAUCAAGUCCGAACACGCAGUCUGCCAAUGCAUACUACCUCCAUAAUAAUAACAACAACAGCAACAAUAACAACAGUCAGUUGUUACUCAAUCAAAGCAGUCCAGUUGGUUUGAAUUGCAACCACUACAACAUGCCUACACCAUCUCCAACAAAUAGCAGCUCGAGAAGCUUCGGCAUGGCUUCACCAAACACAUCCAACUUUCCGACACCUCAACAACAACAACAGCCUCAACAGCAGCAACAAUUGUUCGAUCGUGGUUGUCCCAGUGCUCCAGUUUUAACGUAUAGUCGUUUGGCGUGUCCUCACUCUAGCUCAGACGGUCAGUUUCCUUGGGCGUCCAUAUACCAGCAACAUUCUACUCCAACCGAGUACUCAUUCAUUCGCAUACCUGAGCAAGAUUUUAUGCAGUGCAACCUCACUCCAAUGAUGAAUCAACAGCCAUCUUCUCUUGAUUCAAUGCCACAAUCCAGCCUCGUUGCUUUCAACCAACAAUCUACCGUCAUGACUAAUGGCGGUAGUAAUAAUAAUAAUAAUAACAAUAAUAAUAAUAAUAAUAAUAACACAAAUAAUAACAGUAAUAAUAAUAAUAAGAUGCAGUCUCCAUCUGGAACAGCUGUAGCCAAUGUUUCAACCCCUAUGCAUAAUGCUGUAACGAAUGCACUGCAGCAGCAACAACAUCAGCAACAACAGUCGAGUCAACAACAGCACUCGAAUCAACAACAUCAACAGCAGCAGCAACAACAACAACACACAACAACAAAACAAACAAGACGAUGCAACAGCAAAAACGUCAAAAAUCAAUCAAACACAACAAACAACAACAGCAGCAACAAUCACCAAAACAGCAACUCAUCAUCUUCAUCGUCAUCAGCCCGCAGCCAGUCAGUAGCACCAAACGUCAUGAUCCAACCGCGGACAAACCUCAUCACUAACUACAACGUCCUCAACAUGAACGUGCCUCCAGAUUAUCGAAACCAUCCUCAUCAUCAUCAUCCUCAUCAUCAUUCUCAGCAUUCUCAUCAUCACCCACAACCCAUCACGGCCUACCCUAGCUCACCUUACAUAACGGCCUCCAAUGCAUUCAUCAACCAGCAGAACAAGACACCCCACCUGAACAUCUACCCACAUCAAACGGCCCUCGGUUUCGCCACCCAUCAACAACCUCAAUAUCAAAAUGGGGUCUACACGGCCUACAAUUAUAUCAGCGGUGCACUCACGCAGCAGUCAUUCAGUAUCAACGUUAAUAAUAUCAUGAAACAGUGA
Molecule: messenger RNA, 4647 nt
Organism: Helobdella robusta
Lineage: Eukaryota; Metazoa; Annelida; Clitellata; Rhynchobdellida; Glossiphoniidae
Exons: 12
Coding region: 1-4647 (1548 amino acids)
Biological process (GO): regulation of DNA-templated transcription
Molecular function (GO): histone acetyltransferase activity
Source: RefSeq, a predicted model, not a curated record